GCCUGCCCUCUCUGUUCCUCGGUUGUCUGUUUUCUUGAAGUGGGUUCAGGAAAGUGUUGAGGGGGCGGAUAGUUUUGAUUUUCUCUACAUCGCGUUUGGCCAAUAAUGUAGAGGCAACUGUUGUGCACAUCUCAGCUGGCAGACAUUUAAAAGGGAGACAGUCCGGCGCUGAAGCAAUUUGUCUUACACCCCUACAGCCCCCCCAACCGGCCCCUGUCUAUGGAGCGGUUAGUCUCCCACCCAUCCACAGCCCCGCUAGUGUACAGUCGACAGCAGUAGGUGCCCAUCACCUCGGAAGGUGCCGCGGAGGACUGACAGGACCACAGCAGUGCGCUUCUCACCGCGGCGAUCUCGAACACGAUGGCCAACUCGGCGCGUAUCCUAUGCAGUAUGGUUCUCAUCAUCGGGCUGCUCUCCUCUCCCGUGGACUCAAAAAGAAAUCGGGGUUCACAAGGCGCCAUUCCUCAUCCUGACAAAAACAACCCAAACGAAUCGGAGCAGCAGCCGCAGCCUCCGCAACCUCCGCAGGCGGCGGGCUCCGGGUCCCGGCAGAGGCAGAGCUCGUCAUCACCAGCCGACGAGGUGCUGGAGUCCAGCCAGGAGGCGCUGCACGUGACGGAGCGCCAGUAUUUGAAACGGGACUGGUGCAAGACGCAGCCGCUCAAGCAGACCAUCCACGAGGAGGGCUGCGUCAGCCGCACCAUCAUCAACCGCUUCUGCUACGGACAGUGCAACUCCUUCUACAUCCCCAGGCACAUCCGGCGGGAGGAGGGCGCCUUCCAGUCCUGCUCCUUCUGUAAGCCCAAGCGCUUCACCACCAUGACCUUCACGUUGAACUGUCCGGACCAGCAGCCCCCCACCAAGAAGAAACGCAUCCAGCGCGUCAAACAGUGUCGCUGCUUGUCCAUAGACCUGGACUGAAAAAAAAAAAACCGGAGAAUCCGUGACGCGCGAGUCUCCUUUUUGCGCACAGGGAUUGUUGGCAGACGAACAGCGGAGGCUGUCACACAGCCAAGUGCACGUGUCGAUCUCCAGCCCGGGGUGGGGGUCGGGGGGGGGGUCCCGCAGCACGACGCUGCCUCCACUAGAAACUGUUUCUGCAAAAAAAAAAAAAAAAACAACAACCCGUGAAUAAUACUGUAUAUGGACAUGCAACGCUUUAACUCAUGUUGAGAUGCGAGAACCUUUUUUUUUGUUUUUUUUUUUUGUUUUGCUCCUCACCAGUUUGCCAAGUUUGAAAAACAAGCAUCACUGCACGAGAAUGCUGACUUGGAAUGGGCACGUUUUGACGCACGGCCUCCUCACCCCGACAUGAACCACACGACCCUGGGUUUCUUCUUCUUCUUCUUCUUCUUCUUUAAAACAGUCGCUGCUCUAAACACUCGAGACGACAGGAGUAAAAAAAAAAAAAAAAAAAAAAAA
Molecule: messenger RNA, 1422 nt
Organism: Cynoglossus semilaevis (tongue sole)
Lineage: Eukaryota; Metazoa; Chordata; Actinopteri; Pleuronectiformes; Cynoglossidae
Gene: grem1b
Product: gremlin 1b
Exons: 2
Coding region: 361-921 (186 amino acids)
Biological process (GO): animal organ morphogenesis
Molecular function (GO): receptor ligand activity; BMP binding
Source: RefSeq, a predicted model, not a curated record